Messenger RNA from Nematolebias whitei (Rio pearlfish), 981 nucleotides. It is a transcript of the gene tmem128, whose product is annotated as transmembrane protein 128. The transcript has 5 exons. NCBI's taxonomy places the organism in Eukaryota, Metazoa, Chordata, Actinopteri, Cyprinodontiformes, Rivulidae. Bases 73 to 561 code for a protein of 162 amino acids. The record is from RefSeq and is a predicted model, not a curated record.
CGACUGCGCGUUCAACAGGAAGUGCCUUUAAAUCAUUGGUUAGCUUCUAGAGCUAAUGUGAGUUGAGACAAAAUGUUGAAUGACAGCGAGUUUGUCACUUUGAGGAACAGAUUUAAAAAAGAUGCGGAGUUUCUUAUGCAGACCACGACUGUCGAAGAUGAAAAGAGUCAGGAUGAAAAAGAUGUGAAACCUCUCCCUCGUAUCAACAAACACUCUGUUUUCUGGAUUUUGGCAUCUGUAGCUGUGACCUAUUAUGCAGAUUUCUUCCAUGUCAUUAUGGAAAAUGAUGAUAUCAAAAGCUGGUGGUUUAAUGUUGGUCUGAUACUCCUUGGGAUCAGCUUAUCUCUGGCAAUGUUUUGCAUUGUGUACCUGGAGUGGUUCAAAGGCAUCAAGCACUAUGACCAAGAAUAUCCUGCCAUUCCUCCCAUUACCACUGCGGCCUUUAUCGCUGCAUCAUGCAGCUUUAACAUUGCACUGUGGCCUGUGUGGUCCUUCUUCACUCCACUCAUUCUCUUCACACAGUUCAUGGGUGUGAUCAUGUUCAUCUCUUUGCUUGGAUGAAUGAAUAAAGUGUUUUUCCAAAGGAAGAAUUGGAAACAUUUGAGAGGACAGCAUCAGGCCUGUCCUAAAGAGCUUCAGCUGAUGUCCUGGUCCACAACAGCUUCAGUGUGGACUCCUUGUCAUUGCGGACCUGUUUCACCAACACACUCCGAUGCUGUCCCUUUUAGAUUCUUCAGGGACCAAGUACCAGACACGGGUGUAACAAAGCCUUCCCCACCUCAGAAACAGGUCCAUGUCAACGUUCAGAAGCCUAACCAUCACUCACAGCUUUACAAGUGCUUUUAAUGUGACACAGUUUUUAAGUGCUACUUUUUGUGUUUGCUAUACAUUUUUUUAAGUAUUUUGACUUGGCAGCAAAGUAUUUAACAAUGUGAGAAAGUUAACAUAUAUUUUUUUUAAAUUUAGGUAUUUUCUUAGUUU